Messenger RNA from Brugia pahangi, 1059 nucleotides. The record is from the annotation of a GenBank genome assembly. NCBI's taxonomy places the organism in Eukaryota, Metazoa, Nematoda, Chromadorea, Rhabditida, Onchocercidae.
AUGCCAAAAAUGACAACAACAACAUCCAAUGAUAGUGCUUUAUCUGCCAUAUCAAAAUCACCAUCAACAGCAAAUGUCAUUGAAGUGCCACCUGUUGACCUUGAUUAUAUCUUUGCUCAUAUGAUGACAAUUGGAAGACCUAAUACAGGAAUUAGCACUUGUAUCACUGAACAAAAUAUCACUGAUUUAUUAUUGAAUGUAAAAUCAUUAUUUAUGGAACAACCGGUGAUGUUAAAAUUAAAACCGCCUAUAACCGUUUGCGGAGAUAUCCAUGGACAAUUCGGCGAUUUGAUACGUAUUUUCAGUAAAACAGGUUUUCCACAUAAAACAAAUUAUCUUUUUCUUGGAGAUUAUGUCGAUCGUGGUAAAAUGAAUCUCGAAGUAAUCAUUUUCCUAUUUGCAUGCAAGUUACGAUAUCCGAAAAAUUUUUUUUUACUUCGUGGUAAUCAUGAAACACAAUUGGUAAAUCGAAUUUAUGGCUUUUACGAUGAAAUAAUGCGACGAUAUCAAUCACUGCCGCUCUAUAUGCUAUUUCAAAGUGUUUUCAAUGUUAUGCCAUUAAGUGCAAUCAUUGGUGAUCGAAUACUUUGUAUGCAUGGUGGCUUAUCACCUGAUAUGCUUAAAGCUGAUAAUCUUAACAUUCUCCAAUCGAUCUAUCGGCCAUUACCUGAUCCACCAAAUCCAUCGCUUCCAUUAGAUUUAUUAUGGGCUGAUCCAAAUUCAUACACCGAUGAGUUUAAAUUCAACGAUCGUGGCAUAUCGAUUACAUUUGGUGCUAAAAUGGUCAAAAGAAUAUGUGAAAAAUUUAACUUAGAUUUGAUCUGUCGCGCACAUCAAGUUGUUCAAGAUGGUUAUGAAUUUUUUGCUAAUCGUAAAUUAGUGACAAUUUUUUCGGCGCCUCAUUAUUGUGGUCUAUUUGAUAAUGCCGCUGCUGUAAUGUUAGUUGAUGAGCAAAUGCAAUGCUCAUUUAAAAUUUUUCGGCCAGCAUUUCCAAAAAUUGAAAAAGCUAAAUUUAAUGCUUCGAAAAAUGUGUCAUCCUGCAGUGCAGCAAUAGUUUAA